Molecule: messenger RNA, 891 nt
Organism: Triticum dicoccoides
Lineage: Eukaryota; Viridiplantae; Streptophyta; Magnoliopsida; Poales; Poaceae
Product: SNF1-related protein kinase regulatory subunit beta-3-like
Exons: 3
Coding region: 268-606 (112 amino acids)
Molecular function (GO): protein binding
Source: RefSeq, a predicted model, not a curated record
CCCCGCCCCGCCCGUCCCCGCAUCUCUCUGUCGCCACCGCUCCCUCCCACCGCCCGUCCCCGCCAGAUCCUCCACCUCGUCCGCCAACCUCGCUGUCGGCUGAGAGAAGCACCUCCCUCCCCCCCAGUCGACAGAAGCUCUCCACUCGCGCGCCUCCUCCCUUCCUUCCUUCCCCGACGGCAGCUCCAACCGCCUCCGCCUUCGCCGCCCAGCAGCAGCCGACGACAAGGAAGAAGCUAAGGCAACAGAACAGAGUCUUGCAGCAAUAUGGACCACCGACAAGGCAGGGAUGACCAUGAAGGGGUGCAGGUUGUUGGAUUUGAAGUCCCAUCAUCACCAGACUCAAGCUACAGCAACCCUAUCCCCGGAAACGAAGACGAAGCUCGAGAGCCCCCAUUGGUUCCUCCUCACCUGCAGCACACACUGCUGAGCUUCCCGCCGAGCCAUGACGACGGGAGCAGCCUCCCUCUGCCCCAACCCGUGGUGCUCAACCACCUCUACAUAGAGAAGGAGAACUCGAGAUCCGUGGUCGCCCUGGGGAUCACCCACCGGUUCAAGGCCAAGUAUGUGACGGUCGUGCUCUACAAGCCGGUACAGAGGCGGUAGCUUCUACCCAUUGGGGUCGUGUCUGUUGUAGUCCUGGAGAAACAAAGAGAGAUGCCCUUCAUUCUCAAAUGAUUUGGUCAUGUACUUAAUUGACUGUGACUGCUGGUCGUGAUGAUGAAGAUGAUCGUCUAGUCUGAUGUUUGUGCGUCUUUGGACUCAACUUGUUGGUAACAAAUGUUGAACAGUGUGGUCUGUCCGAAACCCUCAUAGCGAAUCGACGAGGCUUGAUCAUGAAAUCGGACAAUACCACCGUGAGCCGAGCUAAUAAAAUUGAGUGUUUGGUCA